GCGUCCGCAGAGCCCGUGGAGAGCUGCGGGUUGUUGUCCCGCUGAGAGGAGGAGGAGGAGGAGGAGGAGGAGAGAGGGACGACAGCAUGGCAGAGCUCCGCUGCCGGCCGGCCCGUUCCAUCCCGGGAUAGAAACCCCGCGACGUCCAUGUCCGCCGGAGCCGGAGCCGCCUGGUCGAGUCGGGGCUGCGGGGAAUCGAACCGCCGAGAACCAGGGAAACAUAAACACAGGAAAUGCGAGCGGCCCCUUAGUGCUCAGCCGUCGAGGCCUGUGAUUGUUCGCCCGGGCUCCAAAAGGUGUGUUAUGUCGGGGGCAGAUGUGGAGGUGUACCUGUCCCAGGUGCAUGAUGGGAGUGUGUCGUCGGGCUUCCGGGCGCUGUACGAGGAGCGUCUGCUGCUGGACGUCACACUGCUGAUCGAGGAGCACCACUUCCAGGCCCACAAGGCGCUUCUGGCCACCCAGAGCGACUACUUCCGGGUCAUGUUCACAGCAGACAUGAGGGAGAGGGACCAGGACAAGAUCCACAUGAAGGGGCUGACGGCCGCUGGGUUCGGCCACAUUCUCCGGUUCAUGUACUACGGCUCGCUGGAGCUCAGCAUGCCCACCGUCCAAGAGAUCCUACAGGCGGCCAUGUACGUCCAGCUGACGGAGGCGGUGGAGUUCUGCUGCUCCUUCCUGCUGGCCAAGAUCUGCCUGGAGAACUGUGCCGAGGUCAUGCGCCUCCUGGAGGACUUCAGCGUGGGCGUGGAGGGCGUCCAGGAGCAGCUCGACAACUUCCUACUCGACAACUUCGUCCCCCUCAUGAGCCGGCCCGACUUCCUGUCCUACCUCAGCCUGGAGAGACUGCAGGCGUACCUGAACAGCGACGCUCUGAGUCGCUUCCCUGAAAUCGAGCUGUAUGAAGCUGUCCAGUCGUGGCUGCGACACGACCGGCGGCGCUGGAGGCACACGGACACCAUCGUUCAGUCCAUCCGCUUCUGCCUCAUGACCCCCGCCAACAUCUUUGAGAAGGUGAAGACGUCGGAGUUUUACCGGUACUCCAGACAGCUGAGGCAGGAGGUGGAUCAGGCGCUCAGCUACUUCCACGACGUCAACCAGCAGCCUCUGGUGGAGACGCGCUCCAACCGCAUCCGCUCCGUCCGCCCGCAGACCGCCGUCUUCAGGGGGAUGAUCGGUCACAGCAUGGUCAACAGCAAGAUCCUUCUGCUGCAGCGCCCGAAGGUGUGGUGGGAGCUGGAGGGGCCUCAGGUGCCGCUGCGACCGGACUGCCUGGCAAUCGUCAACAACUUUGCCUUCCUGUUGGGCGGCGAGGAGCUGGGGCCCGACGGGGAGUUUCACGCCUCCUCCAAAGUCUACCGCUAUGACCCUCGACAGAACUCCUGGCUACGCAUGGCCGACAUGUCCGUGCCCAGGUCAGAGUUCGCUGUCGGCGUCAUCGGCAAGUUCAUCUACGCCGUAGCGGGCCGCACGCGGGACGAGACCUUCUACUCCACGGAGCGCUAUGACAUCACGGAGGACCGCUGGGAGUUCGUGGACCCGUAUCCCGUAAACAAGUACGGCCACGAGGGGACGGUCCUCAGCGGGAAACUUUACAUCACCGGAGGCAUCACCUCCUCCUCCACCUCCAAACAGGUGUGCGUGUUCGACCCGGGGCGGGAGGCCGGAGGAGGAGGCGGCGGCGGAGGAGGAGGAGGUGGCGGAGGAGGUGGUGGAGGCGGCAGCUCAGGCGGGUCGGACGCCCACAGGACACGCGCCGGCCGCGGCGCCGUGCUGCCCGGCACCCACGCCAGCUGCUGGGAGAACAAAUCCAAAAUGAACUACGCCCGCUGCUUCCACAAGAUGAUCUCCCACAACGGGAAGCUGUACGUGUUCGGAGGCGUGUGCGUGAUCCUGCGGGCGUCCUUCGAGUCGCAGGGCUGCCCGUCCACCGAGGUGUACGACCCGGACACGGACGAGUGGACCAUCCUCGCCUCCAUGCCCAUCGGGCGCAGCGGUCACGGGGUGGCGGUGUUGGACAGGCAGAUCAUGGUGCUGGGCGGCCUGUGUUACAACGGCCACUACAGUGACUCCAUCCUCACCUUUGACCCCGACGAGAACAAGUGGAAGGAGGACGAGUAUCCCAGGAUGCCUUGCAAACUGGACGGUCUGCAGGUGUGCAGCCUGCACUUCCCAGAGUACGUGUUGGAGCACGUCAGACGCUGCAGCUGAGGUCUGCUCCACAACGAGCCGCCUUUUCUUUUUUUUUUUUAUAGAAAUGGGAAUGCGCCGUUCAAGGACUGAAGUCUCUCCCGCUGGGAGAUCAGGUGUCUCUCCGGCGGGGAGACUCUUCUGAUGUGCAGGCUUUUUAAAAAAGUAGAGACCAGCACUUACCUUCAGGUGAGGAAACACAUGGCCCCGUGUCAUACUUACUGCUGUUCUUUAACGAAGCCAAUCAAAGCGUGACGUGGUGAAGACGUCACAGACGUUAGCUUGAACAUUUUCAGAGUUAGCUUUCUCAGAAAACUUUAAGGAGAAAAAAAUGAUUUGUGGGGAGGAGAAAAAAAAAAAGGUUCAAUUCUGCUGGUUUAUGUUAUGACGAUGGUCAGAUUUCCUAUUCUACUACUCACAUACUGUAUUUAGGCUGUCCAGUCAAGCUUAUCGCAGAAACGCACUGGAAGCGACGGAUUCACACAUUAAUAAAGGGAGCUUUUUAAUAUUUAUUAUUCCAUCGGUCAAACACACUGCACACGUUGAUCUAUUUAAAGACAAACAAACAUCCUGUAUAUUGUCAAUCAAGUUGCUCUUAUUGAGAAAUAGAUUAGUGAAGCCGAGGCUAUUUCAAACAAUCAAAAAACGCCCCAUAAUAUAUAAUACAGCAAGUAUACGAUCAGGUAUAUAAACAAGUUUUUAACACUAUAUUCUGUAGUGUAGCUACUUCUACAGUAAGUAUCCACAUACAUAAAGUGGACUGUAGAAGUGACACAGAUACUCUGACCACGUUGUUACAGAUGCUGCUUCAAAAAGUCACAGAUUUGCUUCCAGUGCGUUCCGGCUUUUAGUCCUAAUUCUGCUCUUUACUCCCAGAUAUCCACCAUACUGUGCUCAUGUUCAUAUAACAUCACCGUGUCUAUUUGUGUGUGUGUGCGUGUGUGUGAGAGAGAGAGAGUGAAAGCUGAAUGCAAGACUGAGAGGGAAAAAAACAACAUAACACACGGUACACGAGGGCAUUCAUUCAUUCAUUCAUGCAGCGAUGACGUCAUGAUGGUGGUGACAGGUACUUUUAUUUUGGAGAAAACACGCACAGGAAGGAAACGUCUUUCUCUCAGAGCAGCUCUGAAUCCGUCUGGUUACUGGCAGCGCUUCAACUACGCUCAUCUACAUUCCCUGCACUUUAUUUUUAUUAUUAUUAUUAUUAUUAUUAUUAUUAUUAUUAUUAUGGGUUCAUGUUGUGGCUUUAAAUGCACAGUUUUACCAGCACUUCAAAAGCAGCUGCAGUAUUACAACAUGCCGUGACGUCACACACACUCAGCAGUGUCUGAAAUUAACCUUCUGGCUUCACGAGGCCACCAUGAAAUGAGCAGCUAGUUCAAAUAUUUAAGAAACGUUGGGCUUCGUGCAGGAACGUUUUCCUAUUCUCGUCUUAAACUUUCCUACGAGUCGGUUUGUAUUAAACUCUUAUCUGGACAAACUAGUGGUAACAUUUCAGCUUGUUGUCAUAGAGCUUCAUUCACAAAAAAAGUUACCAAAGAUUUCAAAGAUAACAUUCACACUGCUGAGCUUCAAGUCCUGCUGUUGGAAAUUGGCAAACAAAUACAGCUUUGUCAGUGAAAUGUGAAUUAAAGGGAUAAUUCACAACCUUUUUGGUAAAUGAUGAAAAGAACUCCACAAGAUUGAAGACGCACUUCAUGGACGGGUACCUGCAAUAAAUCAGCUGCUGUAAGAACUACUGAAAUAUAUAAAGUUUUAAGUAAAGAAACCUCUCAGUACAUAAGCAGACAUGAUAAUGAUUCACUGAACAGAAUAUCUAUUUUUCAUUAAGUAUGUUAUUUUGUUCAUUUAAUAGUUUCAGAUAACAACUUCAGACAGUUUGUACUCGACUCGUACGACAAGUUUAGACCACUUCUGAUAUUCCUUUUUUAAUAAAACAAAAGGGAAGUAAAGCUUUGUGAAUGCCACAUGUUUUCUUAAAUCACUCGUAAGCUCAAAUCCUUUCGAUUGACCGGUUCUUGCAUGAGGCCCUUUGUUUAUAUCCUCGAAAUUGGUCAAAACUAAGUUCAGUGUAUUUUAAUUUAAAGCUCUUAUACGACCAGUAGAGCUCCACAAAAAAAAGACCAGCCAGUGUUUCCGAUGAUUUUUACCGGUAUGUAAACCAAAGCUGAAUUUGUACCAGUUUUUCUGUCAGCUGUGUUAAUUUCAGACAUUGAAACUUCACCCUGAAAGUUUUCUGCUGAUCUGGCGUCCUGUGAAGCUGAAGCAGCCCAGCGAUCCUCCUCCGUUACCAGCCACGACGUCUCCAGAUAUUUAUUUUUUAUUUUUUUAUUUCAUGAGCCAACUGUGAAAAAGGGCUAGAGCACAUACUGAUGCAGUUGUGUCCGUCAGCCGUGUGUCUUUAAGUUGUUAAGUUAUUAAGUAUUGCUUUCUCCGAGCUAUGCAGUAACAGUCGUAGGGUUUAUUUAUUACGAGACGUUUCGUGGUGAAUCGUCUCGUUUUCAAGUUGUACUUCUUUUUCCUAGUUUCCUCUGCAUGUGGAUGAUGAAUGGAUGCUUUGAUCUUUCUUUCAGUGUAAGAAGGGUUAAUACGAUCUGCAAGCCUACAGUGGAGCUAUUUUAAAAUGUAGAUGGUUCCUAACAGAUGAUGAACAGGUCAAAAAAUAUCCAGAAACUUCACAUUUUCCUGUUUAUAAACUCACAAAAGAUGUUUUUUAAUUCUUCAAUACAAAUAUUUUUGUGGGGAAUGCUUUUAACAGAUCUGACAUGAAAACAUCUUUUAAUUCCUGUUUAUUUAUUUAUUUUAUUUAUCAGCGACGUCCCUGCUGUCCACACACACAAACCUCUGAGCUCUACAGCGUUCACAUGUGAUGCCACUGCGGUUUACGGGAAAUCUUUAAAGCUUUGUGGCUCUGGUAGACAUCUUAGAUUGUGAACAUGUCGCAUGUUAACGCCUCCUCAGCUGGAAGAAAUGUGUGUUUCACUGUGGACUUCAAAAUGCAUUUUGUUUUUAAAGGGGGAAAAUGUUUGACAGCAAGAAAUGUUUUCAGGAAAUUCAUUAGAGCUGCAAUUAAUAAUUAUAAUCUUUAUUAAAAAAUAGUGAAAAAUAUUCCCAAAGCCAGAAGUGACGUCUUAAAAUGUCUUAUUUUGUUUGACCAACAGUCGAAAACUCAAUUGUUUGCAAAUGACAAAAAAAAAAGAAAAGCAGUAAGUCAUCAGAUUUGAGAAGCUGGAACCAACAAAUGCUUGCUUUUGUUUUUGCUUGAAAGAUGGCUAAAAGGAUUAUUAGAUUAUCAGAAAAUGUCUUUAAAAAGGAAUCAUCAUUGCAGCCAUCGCUCUGUAGGGAGCUGUUGUUAAACAAACGAUCAAAAACCUGGUAAACAAGCUAAAUGACAACAAGGAACAAUAAAUUGCUCUCUGUAUUUUCUUCACUGAACGUUUUCCUGCUAUCAAACAUUUUCAGGUUCAACAGAUUUCAUACCUCCAAACUAUUCUCUCCGUUGUCUAAUAUUCCCGUUUUCUGCACUUCUCUUCCUGGUGAACACCCACAGAAGUGUCACAUUCACACAGCAAAGAUCGCUCUGGUUUUGGAGAAACAUUCCCUUAACGUCUCUGUUGUGUCGCUGAUAUCAUGAACAUCUCAUCUGCCUCUCUGCUGUCCUCUCGCUGCUGCUCCUCUUCCUCUCAUGUUGCUGUUAAAAGAAGAAAACGUGUAACCAAUAAAGUACUACUGUCCUGA
Anoplopoma fimbria (sablefish) is the source of this 5925-nucleotide messenger RNA. RefSeq names its product kelch-like family member 15 (gene klhl15). The transcript has 10 exons. Gene Ontology annotation, cellular component: nucleus; Cul3-RING ubiquitin ligase complex. Lineage: Eukaryota; Metazoa; Chordata; Actinopteri; Perciformes; Anoplopomatidae. The record is from RefSeq and is a predicted model, not a curated record. Gene Ontology annotation, molecular function: protein binding. Bases 148 to 2208 code for a protein of 686 amino acids. Gene Ontology annotation, biological process: nuclear protein quality control by the ubiquitin-proteasome system; protein ubiquitination.